AACAGUGGCAGCUCUCCUCCUCAACAAACACCUCCACAUCAAUGGCAUGACCCGAGGGAGCGUCAAGAUCACCGACGACGCCCCCAGCAACGACCCCGCCAACACCAACCCCACCUUCAGGACCCCCAGCAAACCACCACCUCCCCCCCAGCAAGGGAAGAAGGACGCCGCCGUGUGUCCUGGAGGAGGACUCGUCUGUUGUGUCCACGGCAAGAGUAGGAUACCACAGCAAGUUGAGAAGGAGUCCUAUUACCCUGGGGAGAGUCUACCACUCCCACAACAAACGGGGAAAGACGUGUGUUGCUCUGGGGGUAUAUCCUGCCUCCACACCCACCCCAAACAAUCACCACAGCAAGUUGGUAAAGAUAUCUGUUUUGCUGCGGGUGUCUGCUGCGCCCAUAACAAAGUGAGCAGCAGACAGGCGGGGAAGGACGUUUGCUUCACCCGGGGAGUAGUCCACAGCAACGGAUUAACGACCACAGCCUUUGACGACCCAUCCUCACCUCCUCUUACCGAGUCGUCUGUCGUGGCGUCGCGGAUGGAUCUCCCGAACAGUGACGACUCUACGCCCACGCCGUCACCCGGUAGUACGCCCAAAUGUAGGCGUGGUGGGCUGGGUAUGAAGAGAAGGUUCCUCGGGGUGGGCGUGAGGAAGAGCUCCGCGGGGAUGGGUCCUGACGCCAUCAUGAACGUGGCGGCGUCUGGUGAGGUGAAGAAGAAGCAGGCGUCACUACACAAGAUGAAGAGGGAGAGGAAGGCGGCCAAGACCCUCGGAAUCAUCGUGUCAGUUUUCCUCCUGUGUUGGCUGCCGUUCUUCAGCUGGUACCUCGUGUCUGCUCUCUGCGGAGACGCCUGUGCAGUCCCGGAUACUCUCGUCACUAUUCUCUUCUGGAUAGGGUACUUCAACUCCACCCUUAACCCCAUCAUCUACGCUUAUUUCAACCGAGACUUCAGAAAGGCGUUCCGUAAGACAUUGGCUCACUACGGUCUUGACUGCUCCGGCUGCCGCAAGAAGUGUUCCCGGCUGUGUUGCUGUGGGCGUGGGCGGCGUCGGUUGGUGCGUUGCGUCGGCUUUCCAGGGACCCAUGAUACGCCGUCGUCUGAGGUGCAGCCGAGAUCCGCCCUCAGCUCCGAGUAUUGUCACAUAGAGAUGACUACAGUGGAUAAAGUAGCUAGGAUAGGCGUUGUGGAUCACUGAGAGGUGUGUGUGUGUGUGUGUGUGUGUGUGUGUGUGUGUGUGUGUGUGUGUGAACUAAUUAAUCUUCAUUGUAGUGAUUGGAUAUGGUGACAGUUUUCCCCCACCACUUUCAUAAAAUUCCCCACCAUAUGUGUAAGUUGGGGGAAAUUCCCCUACUUCAUAGGUAAUAAUUUUCCUCAUUAUAGGAAUGUGAGUUACUGAUACUUUCCCUGUCAUGUGUAAGUGGUUAAAUACAAUUCCCGAUGAGACAGGCAAAUUAGUUAAAAUUCCCCUGUCAUCGGGAAAAUAAGCAGUUAAAAAAAAUCCCUACCAGAAGAAUGUACAACACUAGAAUCCUCCCUACUAGAAAAAAAAUCCCACUAGAGACAUAUACUCCAAAUUUCCCUCACAAACUUCCCCACCACUGAGACAAAAUAUAAAAAAUCCCCACCAAAGGAAUAUUUAUAUUUGUAUAGUUAGAAGACUGUGAAUAAAUAAAAGAUAAAUCAAAAUACUGAAAUAACUUAGUGUUUAGUGAUGAAGAUAUGUGUGUGUGUGUGUGUGUGUGUGUGUGUGUGUGUGUGUGUGUUUAUGUGUGUGUGUGUGUGUGUUUGUUUUCUACUGUAACACAACCAACAGGGUGACCUGAUACCGUAUGUGCUAGUUCACAAGAGUAGAUCUAAGUAGAUUUAUAGGUA
Messenger RNA from Homarus americanus (American lobster), 1875 nucleotides. Its product is annotated as histamine H1 receptor-like. Gene Ontology annotation, cellular component: membrane. Bases 47 to 1198 code for a protein of 383 amino acids. NCBI's taxonomy places the organism in Eukaryota, Metazoa, Arthropoda, Malacostraca, Decapoda, Nephropidae. Gene Ontology annotation, molecular function: G protein-coupled receptor activity. The transcript has 3 exons. The record is from RefSeq and is a predicted model, not a curated record. Gene Ontology annotation, biological process: adenylate cyclase-activating adrenergic receptor signaling pathway.